Messenger RNA from Balearica regulorum gibbericeps (East African grey crowned-crane), 2593 nucleotides. The record is from RefSeq and is a predicted model, not a curated record. Lineage: Eukaryota; Metazoa; Chordata; Aves; Gruiformes; Gruidae.
GUACAAAAGAACAGUUAACAAAAGAAAAUGAAGAGUGGAAGCAAAAGAGCAGUUCAUUGGAGGAGCAGAAGACUGAAUUGGAGGUGCGAAUGAGUGCACUCAAAUCCCAGUAUGAAGGUCGAAUCUGCCGUCUAGAAAGAGAGCUUAGAGAGCAGCAGGAGCGACACCACGAACAGCGAGACGAGCCGCCAGAGUCUACAAACAAGGUCCCAGAACAGCAGAGACAAAUCUCACUCAAGUCUACUCCAGCUUCAGGUGAAAGAGGAAUUGCAAGCACUUCCGAUCCGCCAACAGCAAACAUUAAACCAACUCCUGUUGUGUCAACUCCAAGUAAAGUGAGUGCUGCUGCAAUAGCUGGGAAUAAGUCUACUCCAAGAGCCAGUAUCCGUCCAAUGGUUACUCCUGCUACAGUCACUAAUCCUACCACUACUCCAACAGCCACAGUUAUGCCCACGACACAAGUGGAGACUCAGGAAGCUAUGCAGUCAGAAGGACCUGUGGAGCACGUUCCAGUCUUUGGAAGCACUAGUGGGUCUGUGCGUUCCACCAGUCCUAAUGUUCAGACAUCUCUCUCUCAGCCCAUCCUGACUGUUCAGCAGCAGACUCAAGCGACUGCUUUUGUGCAGCCCACUCAGCAAAGUCAUCCUCAGAUUGAGCCCGCUAAUCAGGAGCCAUCCCCUGCCAUUGUAGAAGUUGUACAGAGCUCUCAAAUAGAGAGGCCCUCCACUUCUACAGCAGUGUUUGGCACAGUUUCAGCUACCCCAAGUUCUUCUCUAUCUAAACGUCCACGAGAGGAAGAGGAGGACAACACUGUGGAAAACUCAGACCAAAUUUCAGAGGAAACAGUGGACGUACCUCUUCCAAAGAAACUGAGAAGCAUACAGAGAGUUGGACCUGAGGAGGAAGUGACAGCAGAAGAGAGCACUGAUGGUGAGGUAGAAGCUCAAACAUACAAUCAGGACUCACAGGACUCAAUUGGAGAAGGUGUUACACAGGGAGAGUACACUCCCAUGGAGGAUAGUGAAGAAACUUCCCAGUCUAUCCCAAUAGAUCUUGGGCCUCUUCAGUCAGAUCAACAAAACACUUCUUCAUCUCAGGAUGGUCAGUCCAAAAGAGAUGAUGUCAUUGUAAUUGAUAGUGAUGAUGAAGAUGAUGAUGAUGAAGAAAAUGAAGGGGAGCAGGAAGACUAUGAGGACGAGGAAGAGGAAGAUGAGGAUGAUGACGAAGACACGGGGAUGGGAGACGAAGGUGAUGACAGUAAUGAGGGAACUGGUAGUGCUGAUGGUAAUGAUGGAUAUGAAGCAGAUGAUGCUGAGGGUGCUGAUGGUACAGAUCCUGGAACAGAAACUGAGGAAAGCAUGGGAGGAGGUGAAAGCAACCAGAGGGCAGCAGAUUCUCAAAACAGUGGAGAAGGGAGCACAAGUGCUGCAGAGUCCACUUUUCCUCAUGAGAGUUCAAGAGAACAGCAGCCAUCAUCUGCCUCAGAGCGACAGGCCCCUCGCCCCCCACAGUCACCACGCAGACCACCGCAUCCGCUGCCCCCAAGACUGACUAUUCAUGCUCCUCCUCAAGAACUGGGUCCCCCAGUACAGAGAAUCCAGAUGACUCGAAGACAAUCAGUGGGGCGUGGACUUCAGCUAACUCCUGGUAUAGGUGGGAUGCAGCAACACUUCUUUGAUGAUGAGGACAGAACAGUUCCAAGCACACCAACUCUUGUAGUUCCACAUCGUACAGAUGGGUUUGCAGAAGCCAUUCAUUCCCCCCAGGUAGCUGGAGUUCCUAGAUUUAGAUUUGGACCCCCUGAAGAUAUGCCACAAACUAGCUCAAGUCACUCUGAUCUUGGUCAGCUUGCAUCACAAGGAGGUUUAGGAAUGUAUGAAACCCCACUGUUCCUUGCUCAUGAGGAAGAAUCAGGGGGUCGUAGCGUUCCCACAACACCAUUACAAGUAGCAGCACCAGUGACAGUUUUUACUGAAAGUGCAUCAGCUGACGCUUCAGAGCAUGCAUCUCAGUCUGUUCCGAUGGUUACGACAUCUACUGGCAAUCUGUCCACCACUACGGAGGCUGGAGCGGGUGAUGAUGGAGAUGAAGUUUUUGCAGAGGCAGAAUCUGAAGGAAUUACUUCAGAAGCAGGUCUAGAAAUUGAUAGCCAGCAAGAAGAAGAAUCAGUUCAAGCAUCUGAUGAGUCAGAUCUUCCUUCGACUAGUCAAGAUCCUCCUUCUAGUUCAUCUGCAGACACAAGCAGUAAUCAGCCCAAGCCAUUUCGGCGUGUCAGACUUCAGCCCCCGACACUGAGAACUGGUGUUCGUGGUCGUCAGUUCAACAGACAGAGGGGUGUAACUCAUGCAAUGGGAGGCAGAGGCGGCCUGAACAGAGGAAAUAUUAGUUAAAUGAUCUGUGAAGUCAUUACAGCUGUGUAUACAAAAAUGCCAGUUUGCCUGUGGUUGCUUUAGUGUAAUGAAGCCAGAGCUUAAAGCAGCAUUUUUUACUUAGAUUUGUGUGCACACAUUUCAGUGUCUUUAUUAAUAAAAUUAGACAAAAUGUCAGUAUUCAAAUGGCAUCUUUUGUUAACAUCUUCUGCUGUGCAUCACUU